Messenger RNA from Daphnia magna, 786 nucleotides. Its product is annotated as protein FAM98B. The transcript has 2 exons. The record is from RefSeq and is a predicted model, not a curated record. Lineage: Eukaryota; Metazoa; Arthropoda; Branchiopoda; Diplostraca; Daphniidae. The coding region runs from base 127 to 786 and encodes 219 amino acids.
UCCAAACAUCAGCCAUGUAUAAAACGAUGUGCUCUUCGUAGUGGAUGGUAUCAGUUGAUCGUUUGUUCUCUUCAGCAUCGACAGCAAAGAAACAAUCAGUCCAACAACGAUAUCCAGCACAUCGCCAUGAAGGUUCCCUUUAUUCUGGCCGUCUUGUGCGGAAUGUUUCUGGCCGUGACGGCACUGACGUUCGAAGAUGAACGUACCAACCGCAUGGAUGAUUUUGACGAUGGAUUCACGGACAUGUCAUCCGACGAAUUGGAAGACAUGAUGCUGGACAAACGCUGGAAAUGGUCACAAUACGGAAGGCGUCGUCAAGACGCCGAAGAAGAGGACGACAUGAUGGACGAGCCGAUGUCUGAUGAAUUUCAAGACAUGUUGCAAUCAUUUGAUCCUGCAUACGAUGGUGGACGUGGCCGCGGACGUGCUGGAGGCUGGAGAAGAGGCGGCGGGGGCUGGGGAAGAGGUCGUGGAGGCGGAGGAAGACGCGGCGGAGGCUGGAGAAGAGGCGGUGGUGGGUGGAGAAGAGGCGGAGGAGAUGCCGAAGAAGAUCAAGAUGUCCUGGAAGAUGACAUGGAAGAGCCUCUCUCCGACGAAUUAGACGAAAUGAUGUUUGAUCCUCAAGGUUGGAGAGGCCGAGGUGGAUGGGGCGGUCGAGGUGGUUGGGGUGGAUGGGGUGGUCGUGGUGGUUGGGGAGGUCGUGGUGGUUGGGGUGGUCGUGGGGGUUGGGGUGGAUGGGGUGGUCGAGGGGGUUGGGGUGGUGGAUGGGGUCGUGGACGUUUCUGA